Fraxinus pennsylvanica is the source of this 321-nucleotide messenger RNA. The record is from the annotation of a GenBank genome assembly. Lineage: Eukaryota; Viridiplantae; Streptophyta; Magnoliopsida; Lamiales; Oleaceae.
AUGCUUGCAAGAACUCAGGUGAAGGCUGAAGCAGAAAACUAUGUUACUUUGUUGACGCCGCAUAUGAUUGUAUUCCAAUUUGAAGAUGGCGUAGCCAGGUAUUUAGGCACGUUUUCUCCUGCCAUGUCGACUAUGUUUAGUGGCUCGAUUUUAGUAGAGGUUCCAGUGGAUUCCUCGGCUUCAUUUGGAACUCGAGAAGGUUCCUUCUGUCGAGUGCACGCUAGAAUGACUAACGCGAAGGAAAUGAGAGCAAAUAUUACUGCUAUUCCACCAAACAGGUAUGGAAUUGGAGAUUUCCAUGUUGGAAGUGUUUGCUAUUGA